UCUCUAGAAUCUAUAAGUGUAUUGAAUGAUGCAUUAAGUCAGAUAGAGUCACAAGGGAGUAUAUCUAUGAAUUCCACAAAUUCUAGAUCAGUGGUCUCUUCAGCAGUUGACACGACGAGCCUUGUUGGCCGGGAGUUGACUACUAAGGUGUAUAAAUAUACUCACUUGGAGCCUAUUCUAUAUGCUCUUGGUGUGGGAAUGUCAACUAAGGAUCCAGAUCACCUGAAAUUUCUCUUUGAAGGAAGUGAGGAGUUCUGCUGUUUACCAACCUUUGGAGUUAUUCCAGCUCAGACUUCAAUGUUUGAUGGUGUUCCUUCUAUUCCGGGACUAGAUAUGGAUCUUGCAAAGAUGCCGCAUGGUGAGCAGUACUUGGAACUGUAUAAACCAUUACCAACCUCAGGUGAAUUAACAUCAGUUUCAACUAUUGCUGAUCUACUGGACAAAGGUUCUGGAGCAGUCUUGCUUAUAGAUGUGAAUACCUAUUGUGGAAAGGAUCUAGUGUGCUACAACCAGUUCUCUUUAUUUUUUGUUGGAGCUGGAGGAUUUGGUGGAAAACGAACAUCAGAAAAGGCUAAGGUAACAGUGAAUCCACCCAAGAGACCUCCAGAUGCUGUACUUUCUGAUGUCACAACAUCUGAUCAGGUAGAGUGGUACAUACUCAAGAUGUAAAAAUGUUUAUUUAUU
Molecule: messenger RNA, 684 nt
Organism: Meleagris gallopavo (turkey)
Lineage: Eukaryota; Metazoa; Chordata; Aves; Galliformes; Phasianidae
Source: RefSeq, a predicted model, not a curated record